CUCGGCCGGGUCUCGGGAUGAGUGGGAUGGACGGCCCGGACACUUAAUCCGAAAGAGAGCCCGGCUCAAGCCGGCUCCACGUGAGACCGAGAGCUGAGGUAGAGAAAGCCGGAGCUUGGGAGAGACAGACAGACAGAGAGAAAGAAGAGAGGAGGGGGAGGGGGCGAGAGGGGCCCCAGAGGAGCCAGGAAAGUCCCGACGCUCGCUAUAAAAGGGGCCGCCCCCCGGCCACCUUCCAUCCGGCUCCCACCUGCGCUCCCGCUCCCGGCCCGGCUCGCUCGUUCCCUCUCCGCUCUCGUCAUGGGCCCACGUCGCGACGCUCAGCUCCGAUAUACCUUCCUCAUUGCCAUACUUAUUGGCCUUAGCCAAGUCAACUGGGUCAAGAGCAUUCCUGUGAUCCAGUCUGAACCCAGCAUGCACCAGUAUCUCAGAGGCUCCAAGAACCUACUGGGGACCGUCACUGAGACUCUUCAGCAGGCAAGACAAAAACUUGAACUUUACUCUUGUUCCUUGGAAGAGAUCGAUCAUGAAGAUAUCACCGAAAGCAACACAGGCAGGGUCUGCUUACCCCCAGAAUUGAUCAAGAAUGGAAGUUGCCUGGAUUCCAAAGAGAAACUUUCCGUUAAGUUGUGUCUUAAGAGCAUCUAUAAGGAUCUGGAGACUUAUAAGACUGAGUUUAAAGUGGUCGAGGAAACUCUUGCAAAGGACCCUACAAGGCAGAUUUCUCUGGAUCAAAAUAUGUUGGCUGCUAUUGAUGAGAUGAUGCAGGCCCUGAAUUUCAGUAGUGAAAACAUGACAGUGACCCCUUCACCCAAAGAACCUGACUUCUACAAGGCUAAAGUCAAGCUCUGCCUCCUCCUUCAUGCUUUUAGAAUCCGGGUUGUGACCAUCGAUAGAAUGAGGAACUACCUGUGCUUCCUAAAGGACUCAUCACCCAGUGGCUUCAGGUCUUUGGGAUAAGCAGAGAUCCUGAAGAUCAUCAUCACCAUCAUGGGAAUUCCUGUGAAAUUUCCAUGAGAUAUUACCCAAUAGCAGUUUUUAUUGGGAAUGAUUUGGGGAAUUAGGGAAAGGGGAGGAUCAGCUGGGUUCCAUAUCAUUUUGCUUAAAUUAUUCUAUUUAUAUUGCCUUUGUUUACAUUCUCCAUAGCACAGUCCAUGAAAGAUAUGGUCAAUACGAACCAUUCAUUUGAUCAGUAUAUCACUAACUUUACAAUGGAUGGAAUCAUCUUGAUUUUCUUGACCAAAUGAAUGUUCUGACUAAACAUCUUCCUCUUUCACUUUGAUAGGGAAAACAAGUAUUUAUAAGCUAUUUCUGUACCUAAAUGUCUGAAACGUGGAAGACUUGAAUGUAUUCAGAAAUAUUUAUUCAGGAAUAUUUAUUCAGAAAUAUUUAUUUAUGCCUUUUAAAGUU
Sarcophilus harrisii (Tasmanian devil) is the source of this 1410-nucleotide messenger RNA. It is a transcript of the gene IL12A, whose product is annotated as interleukin 12A. NCBI's taxonomy places the organism in Eukaryota, Metazoa, Chordata, Mammalia, Dasyuromorphia, Dasyuridae. Gene Ontology annotation, cellular component: extracellular region. Gene Ontology annotation, molecular function: growth factor activity; interleukin-12 receptor binding. The transcript is spliced from 6 exons. Gene Ontology annotation, biological process: immune response. The record is from RefSeq and is a predicted model, not a curated record. Bases 301 to 960 code for a protein of 219 amino acids.